This is a messenger RNA of Lethenteron reissneri (Far Eastern brook lamprey), 6384 nucleotides long. RefSeq names its product SH3 and cysteine-rich domain-containing protein-like. Gene Ontology annotation, molecular function: protein binding. Lineage: Eukaryota; Metazoa; Chordata; Hyperoartia; Petromyzontiformes; Petromyzontidae. Gene Ontology annotation, biological process: skeletal muscle contraction; positive regulation of voltage-gated calcium channel activity; positive regulation of protein localization to plasma membrane. The record is from RefSeq and is a predicted model, not a curated record.
CACAAGCGGAUUCCGAAGUGAGGACUGUAAAAAAAUAAGCGUCUCGUCCCAGCUGCCAACACUCUGCUCAAGGAGCACGAUCUGUAUUCACGCUCUGUUCCUGGCUCGGCAUCCCUCCUCACCCUCCUCAUUCUUGCUCAUCCUCACCCUAAUCCUCCACCCGCCGGUCGUUCCACGCCGCGCUCCGCCGCUUCUCAAACUGACAGCCUCCUGGGAUUUCCACCCAACAAGUUAUUCCGGAUCACCUCGUUGCCAAUGUGCGAGCGCGUCUGGCGGAGCGCGCUGGUCGGCUGAAGCGUGCACUGAGCGGCGACCCGAGUUCGAUGCCUGGCUACGACUACUGGCGGCUGAUAUCGGGACCUGUUGCUGCGACUUCGACUAGAUCGACUCAGCCUUAAUACACGAGCGCCUGUUGCGGUAUGUAAGCAUAAGCACAAGCGGGGAGACAAAGGCGGCUGGACGUGGUGGUGGUGGUGGUGGUCACACCACAGCAUCUCCUCGUGCGCCUUACCGGACUAUAAUAGGUGCUCGCUAACAACACUUUGCUCCAACAGUUUGUUAAAGACUGUACGGGAACCUUUGUGGUGUGUGUAUGGACAAUUCAUUUACAUAACACGCAUGCCAACGGCAUUUUAAGCAGCUACCGCGCGCGUUGAAGAGAGGCGAGGAGGGCAACGGAGGAACAGAGACGAGGUGGAGGAGGAGAAAGAGGAGGUAGACGGAAGAACAGCAACAGCGGGUGGUGGGGGGGGCAUCGGCAGCAUCAUCAACCGACGGUGUCUCCUCGCCUGCACCACCGACAUGAGCGCUCUGCGCGAGAAAGAGAACGAGCCCCUGAGCCCGGGGGGCCCUGUGCCCCUCGCCAUGAGCGAGCCCAGCCACGCGGAGUCCCCGCUGGCCAGGCUGAGGAAGACGCUGUCCUUCAAGUCGAAGGCGCUGCAGAGACGCAGCCAGAGCGACCACAACGUGCUCCAGCGCUCGGCGGUGCUGAGCCCCGCCCUUGGGAUUCCGCCGCCGCUGCUGCCCGACUCGGUCGUGCGGACCCGGCGGCCGGGCCGGGCCCGCAGCGAGCCCGGCAGGGAGGGCAGCUCGCAAGGGGCAGGCGAUUACGGGGAUGACGACGAGCCGCGACGCCGCUGCCCUCCGACCUCGCCGCGGAUCCAGCCGGGGUGCCCCGAGCGCAGGCACUCGUUCCAGGACCACAGCUUCAAGAAGCCGACCUUCUGCGACGUCUGCAACCGCAUGAUCGUCGGCACGGACGUGCAGCCGGUCAGCAAACUGGGCAUCCGCUGCAAGACUUGCAAGAUGAGCGUGCACCAGCGGUGCCAGGCAUGCGUCAACCAGCAACGCUGCGUUGGGAAGAUGCCGAAAGGGUUCAGGAGGCAGUCCAGCUCUCCAUUGCUUCUGAACGGGCAGUUUGCCUGCAUCAAAGAAGUCAUGCCCCUCGCGUCUGGGAACAAGCUGGACCCGGUGUACGAGGCGCUGCGCUAUGGAACCUCCCUGGCCCAGCAGAGACGCGCGCAGGCGGCGGCGGGGGAGGCGCCCUGCAGCCCGCGCGAAGACAGCGCGGAUUUGUGCGAAACUGAGGAAGAGGACGAGGACACCAACGGAGAGGGCCCCGAGGGUCGGAGGAGUUGGGCCCGGGGCGUGUGCCACACAGCAGAGGGACGACUAAGAAAGCUGAGUCUCGAUGACAAGAGGGUAGUCUUCUCACAGGGAGGCACGCUGGCAACGGAACGCCACCAUAACGCCGACCUCGCCCUCGCUGCGUGCCCCCAAGCCGGCGAGCGGGACCGCUGGCAGCGCCGAGCGUCGGUGCCGGCGUCGGCCGCGGCCGCCCGCCGCGACUUCAGCCAGCUGUACACGUUCGUGGCGCUGCACCGGUUCGGCACGCGCGAGAAAGACGACCUCGCUCUGGAGCCGGGGGACAGACUGAGCAUCCUGGACGACUCCAAUGAGGAGUGGUGGAAGGGCAAGCUCGGGGACAGGGUGGGAUACUUCCCCGCGAACUUCGUGGUGCGCGUCCGUCCCGGGGAGCGAGUCUUCCAGGCGCUGCGCACCUUUGUGGGCAACAAGCAGCUGGGGCAGCUCACGCUCAAGCAGGAGCAGUGGGCGAGCGUGGUGGGAGGAGGAGGGGGUUAUCGGAUCGCCGCUCCGCGUCUCUCGUCACGUCGGCACCGUCGGCGUGUGUUCUCCUCCCCACGGGCGCCGCCGUCCGCGCUGAGAGAUUGGAAUGGAACGCUGCCGUUGGUCACGCGAAGCGCCGAGGAGGCAGCACCUGAUGUUGGGCACAGUUGAUCCGGCCGAUGUGCUGCUGUAAAUGCGACGGAUGGGAUCUCCUUCGUCUUUAAGCCGGGAAUAAACGUUAGGCCUUUGCAGCGGCUGCAGCAGCAUGGGAUUGUCCUAAGGCGUUGUUGUCAAGCUCCAGCCUGAUUGCAUUCGAAUGAAGACUCCAAAUAAAUUAGCAGACUUUGCCCUGAGCACAACUGUAGUUUCUCACGCUUGAUGGCUGUAAAGGGUGAAGAGUUUGAACCUGCAGAUGCGAGAAAUGUGGAUUUAGCCUAACUGGAUGUUACUGUUAAGCACUGUAUUCUAAUAUACCAACACAUUCUCAUUUUUGAAGUAUUAAUUUAAUAGGAGGAUGAAAUGAAAACCAUUUUAUAAUUGGUUGUGUGGGUUAUUUGACUAUUUGCCAAAUGUAUAAAAAUUUGCUAUUCCAAAAAAAACACAAUCGUCCUAGUAUAGUUUUUGCUGCCCUUAAUUAUGGGCUCAAAAGAAGCCUUAAUAAUAGCACCCAAACCUCGACACGUGUUAUAAAGUGACACUAAUACAAUGUUGGGGAGGAGUAGCAGCAUAGUGGUUAAAGUUAAUGCAUUAACGACUGCGAACGUCACCUGAAGUAAAUGUUCGGCAACAGCUGACAUCACUGGAAAUUGAUAUCUGAACUCAGCUCCCCCCUUCACCAACCCGCACUGACCAGCAUGGUGAAGUAUGGUCAAACAAACCUUCACAACCGACACAGUACGGAAGAGGCCUUCCAACCGGCAGGCUAUUAACAAAGGGCAUGAAAUGACUAAACUGUUUGUGACAUUCAACUUCAACUGUGGUCAGAUCCAAUCCAACAGUGGCCUCCGCGUGUAGUGAUUUAGAGCUGCACAAGUAGCGAUGUCCAGUAGAGGUAAAGAAAAUUGCUACAAAACACGGCCACGUUUGCAUCAUUGGCCCACACUCGGUGAGCAGGUGACAGUGUUGGCUGGUGUCACGCGAGUCGGCUUGGGCACGCCACGAUGCUCGAACGGUGGAUGGUCAAACAUAAUUACGGAAUGGCAGCCAAGGAAUGGAACGCAUCCAAGAGUCUGUCCACUAAGUGGCGACUGAGCGACAAAAUCAGCUUGGUGUGCGGGUGCGAGGUGGAUUGUUGCAAACGGGCAUUUGGGAGCCCUUCAUCCAGCAGUGGAUUUACCAUGGCUAACGAUGAUAAUGGUCAGCGAUGUGUACAGCGGCGUUAAAGAAACGGCUGGCGUGGCUACAUUAGCAUUUUCGCUUCAUUAGCUCAGUCACAGUUAACAGCAGAGGUGGGACAAAGUCAUUGUUAUGCAAGUCCAAGUCGAGUCUGAAGUCAUCAAAUUCAUGACUCGAGUCUGACUCGAGUCCAAGUCACAUGACUCGAGUCCACACCUCUGGUUAACAGCAUUGGCUGAUUGUCCCAGCUCUGGAAUCUGGAACAUGAAACCAUCACGAGGCAGCGGGAGACUUGCGUUUGUAAAUUUGAGUGAGCGGGACCAGCGAGUGAGCAAGUGUGGACGUUGGCUACGCGACGCGUGCACAAGUCGAUAAAAAAAAAAUCCAAAUGCCGGGAGGCAAGCACGACCAACGAGAUGACAGUGCCGUUGCAAGUGAGCACCAGCAAGUCGCUUCGUUCUGAUGCUUCCACUGAAUGCUUGUGUCUCGUUCGGCCAAGCACAUAAUUAGGAUAAAUUAAAAGUGAGUUUGCAAAUGCAUAAUGAAUCAAAUAAAAUGUGCAUCGGCUUCAUGUUCAGCCCGGCAAGAUACUUCAUAACUUCAAACCAACAAAACGCACGCAUUCAUCAAAGGGGUGUUUUUCGUGGUUCCCCAUUGCACUCCAAACUAUUCCCUGGAGCAUGGUCAAUAUUGAUUGGUACGUUGGCCCCCAACAUUCCGGAUGGCUGUGAGUUCUGCAAGACCCUUUUAAGAGUAAGAAUUUGCACUUUGUAUUCGAGAGACGAUGUGUGGUGCAGCAUCGGCGAUGGAAAUUUCCGGUUGUAAAAAAGUAUCUUCUCUUUCAAGAAGGUAUUUUUAACGACAGCCAUGUGGCGUUGAGAUGCUCGUUAAUCUUAAUUACUGUUAUCAAGAAAAUAGCCCUGAAAGAUUACGAAUUAACUUUGCCAUGCCAUAAAAUUAAUCAUUUGCUAAUUAGCAAUCCGUUCCUCCCAUUGUGAUAACAGCAAUUAACUUGCAAUGUUAUCGGCUGUCUGCUGUGUAUAUCGGGUAUGACUCGCAUAAUGAAUGUCUGGACGGCCACAUUGGUCGUGCCCGAUUUCUCAAUUACCUCCACAGGUGUGCGUGGAGAAAGGUGGAGAAUCAAGUGGCUUCAUCAAGGUGUCCAAUGGGCGCAAAGUUGGCCUGGUGCCUCAAGAGUUCCUGGAGGAGAUCUAACACUACCGCUCCUGAUCAUCGCAGCCAGAGUCAAAUUCCCGGUCACACCUAUUGCGUGCGUCUGCCACCAUUCCGCAUGGCUUCUCGAGCCCCCAAACUCAGCUACACCAACGCAAUCCACCUCCGCGCCAACCCAGCCUGACAUUCCUUCCUGUGAGCUGACGCUCUGUCGUGGAUGAGUAAAACUCUCUCGUCACCUUCGAAGCCGGAGAGCGAAUGGCCGCGUUGUGGGUGUGGGAGCUGCUUUUGAUGAGAACAACUUUCCAAACGGAUGUCUCCAUCAUCGGUGACAAAUUGAGAAGGUGGUUGAGAAACAACAGCGUCACUUUGCAUCGUCGGAGACAGCGGCUGUGGUUGGCACAUCUGAGGUACAAAUAAAACUGGGAUCAAAGAUGGAAAGAAAUAUAUAUAUCUCAAUAUGGGAAGAGGGGAGCACUGCACGAGUAUUAUUAUUAUUAUUACGCAUCUGACAAAAUCCGCGACUAUUAAGGUCUCGGGAAAAUGAUUCAUUUCCCAGGAUGGCCAUCUCAUAAAGAGGACGCCCCUGGGGGAGGGGGGGGGGCGAACAACCCCAGCAGAGGCGUCUUUCGUGGCAUAGUUUGUGACGCUCACCAGACCUCUAAGACUUCAGAAAUUCGGCUGAGGAACAUCGCCAAAACGAGCCGAGCAGAGCUGACGACUCGUGAAGCAGAGGCGGCGCAGCGUUUGUCGUGUGCAUCGUUGUCAUCGUCGACUGGAGGGGUGUUAUUUUACAACCCUCGACUUGAACUCUUUUGCGAUAACUUACUGAUACUCUGAUGUAGCACCGACAGUCGUCUUCAGAACAGCAGGUGAGCGGGUUCAGCCUGUCAGAGCAUAUAUUAUUGUUUAGUUUUGGUCAGAGUUGACUUGUAACUUUGUCCCCUCUAAAUUAUUCCACGUUUAAAGAUCAGGGUAUGUAUGCAAAGCAGUCGAUUUUCACUGUAGGAGAUGACACACACUUUUCCAGUCACAACCAAAAACAUGUUGCACUAUUAAUGUUGGAUUGAUGUGUUUAAAUUGAGACCAGCCUUCAAAGGUAAAAGUAAGAGUAAAUGUUAAAGUAUUUGCGGUUAACACGUAUCGAAUUAACAUAUAAUUGGUUUAAUGUGUACGGUAACAAUAAUUGUGGCCCUGAUUUCGAAUCCAGUAAAGGAGAGAGGCCGCCUAUCUUGGUGACAGCAGCCAUGCAAUAACAUACCUCAAUACGAAAGAGAACACAAAAACAGACUGGGUAUAAAUAGUUAUGUUUUUUUUCCCCUCCCAUGCAAAGUGUUCGGAAAAUGUAGCUGUUGAAUAAUUUGUUGGAUGCUUCUUAAUUAGCACAAAAUGUUCCUCGCUGCCUCCGUAACGCAUUGAAAUUCUUCCUUUAUGUUGCGUGGAAUGACCACCUAAAGGCCACGCUGGCUUGGAAUUUUACUUUAAUUUCCUCUUGAAAAUGUAUUAAUUUUUCAUUUUCUCAGCUUGUGGUCUCAGAAAUUACUUUGUGCAGUCACCACACAAUAUCUUUGGCACGCGUUUUGAUGGCACUUUCUCAACGUAUCGCAUUAGAUGCGUAAACAUUUUAUUUCGUGCACAUUUAUAAAUGCAUUUUGUGUGUCUCCUGUAGCUUAUUUCAGUAUCCCUUAUGUCAAUAUCUUGAGCAAUCUUUUGGAAUGUAAUUUUUCUUGCAAGCCAGUGGAGUUUUUU